Molecule: messenger RNA, 2250 nt
Organism: Archocentrus centrarchus (flier cichlid)
Lineage: Eukaryota; Metazoa; Chordata; Actinopteri; Cichliformes; Cichlidae
Gene: mep1bb
Product: meprin A subunit beta b
Exons: 14
Biological process (GO): proteolysis
Cellular component (GO): membrane
Molecular function (GO): zinc ion binding; protein binding; metalloendopeptidase activity
Source: RefSeq, a predicted model, not a curated record
AUGCAUCUGAGUUCUGCUUCCCGAGUGCCUGUCAGAGCUCAGUAAGCAUCACCUGCACGCUCAUGUAGAGGGAGAUUCUUCGACAUGGCAGGAGGAGAACCUACAGAUGUGCUUGUUCUUUCCAUGGCAUGCUUUCUUUGUGGUACCACCCUGUGCUUGCCUACAGCCAAAUUAUUAGACUAUGAUGUGGACGGUGGGCAGGACCUUGACAUUUUUGAUAUCAAUGAAGAAGCAGGAUUGAACCUUGUAGAAGGGGACAUUGUGCUUGAUGAGAGACAAACCCGUAAUUCUAUAAUAGGUGAAGAGUACAGGUGGCCAAAGACGAUCCCAUAUUACAUGGAAGACGACUUAGAGAUCAAUGCAAAAGGUUUGAUUCUUAAGGCCUUUGAGCAGUACCGGCUCAAGACCUGCAUCGACUUUAAGCCAUGGAGCGGAGAAGCAAACUACAUUUCCAUCUUCAAAGGGAAUGGCUGUUUCUCCUCUAUCGGCAACCGCCGAAUUGGGAAGCAGCAACUGUCCAUAGGGACAAAGUGUCACCGCAUCGCCACCAUUGAACAUGAGUUCCUUCAUGCACUGGGUUUCUGGCACGAGCAGUCAAGAGCAGACCGCGGCGAUUAUGUUGAAAUCAUGUGGGAUCACAUUACAGAGGGUAAAAAACACAACUUUAACAUCUAUAACGACACCACCUCCAGCUCUUUGGGCAUCCCCUACGACUACAGCUCCAUGAUGCACUACAGCAAAACUGCUUUUCAAAAUGGCACAAAGCCCACCAUUGUCACCAAGAUCCCUGCUUUCAGUGAUGUCAUUGGCCAGCGUAUGGAGUUCAGUGACAGUGACCUGCUCAAGCUGAACCGCCUCUAUAACUGCACUCAGGGUCCCACCUUCCUGGACUCAUGUGACUUUGAACGUGAAAACAUCUGUGGUAUGAUACAGGGACAAGGGGAUCAGGCAGAUUGGGCCAGAGUAACAAAAGCUGCUGGAGGGCCUGACACCGACUACUCCAACAUGGGCAAAUGCACUGGCUCUGGGUAUUUUAUGCACUUCAGCAGUGGCACGGCCAAUCCUGGGGACAAAGCUCGGCUGGAAAGCAGACUCCUUUAUCCCAAAAGAGGCUACCAGUGUCUCCAGUUCUUCUAUUACAACAGUGCUGGGCCCAACGACACACUGAAUGUCUAUGUCAGAGAGUACGACAAAGCUGACCCCAGUGGAAGACUGCGCUUUAUAAAGACCAUAGAUGGGUCCCCUCAGGAGUUUUGGCAACUGCACCAUGUAAGUCUAGAUGCCAAAACCAAAUUUCGUGUAGUCUUUGAAGGGACCAAAGAGGGCUCUGGAUCCACAUCAGGGGGACUGUCCCUGGAUGACAUCAACCUUUCUGAGACCACCUGCCCAGAGUUUAUUUGGCGAGUUAAAAACUUCAGUCACAUUAUGGAAAACACCCCAACAAACACAUCUAUCUUUAGCCCCAUAUUCCCCUCUAAAGAGGGCUAUACCUUCCAAAUGACCUUGUACCCCAACGGUAAAGAGGGCUACCCAGGCCAGUUGUCAGUCUUUGCUCAUCUGGUGGCCCGUGAAGGGGACACAGGACAGACAUGGCCAUGUCCUUGGAAACAAAUAACCAUGAUGCUAAUGGACCAGCACCCACACAUCCAAAAGCGCAUGUCCAACCAGCGCAGUGUCACCACUGACCCCAACAUGAAAGCACCAGACUCUGACCAUUUUUUCUGGGAUGAUCCUCGAAAGGUCGGCACUGAGGUCACAGACACAGACGGCUCAAAGUAUUUCCAAGGGCCGGGCGCUGGGACUCCGGUGUAUCUCACCCAUCUCAGAGCUAAAAGCAGGGACUUUAUCAAGGGAGGAGACGCCAUCUUCCUCCUCACUAUGGAGGAUGUGAUCCAUUUAACAGUGAGCCAGCCCCUGCCUCCUACAACUUCACAGCCUGUCAGCACUGCACCUUCUGACCUCUGCAACAAUGUGCAGUGCCAGAAUGGAGGCAUCUGUGUCGUGGAUGAAGGCAAAGCUGCUUGCAGGUGUGUGGUGGGCAAUGACUGGUGGUACUACGGGGACAAAUGUCAACACAGGGGCUCCAACAGUGACAAAACCACUCUUGCACUUGCCUCUUCACUAUCUGUACUGGGAGUAAUGUUGGUGAUUACAGUUGUCAGUGUCAUCUGCAUAAAGAAAAAAUAUACAAGACGCAUCAGUAAUAAUGGUGAAGUGGUGGCAAACACGCAUGCCAGUUCAAAACUUUAA